Messenger RNA from Neurospora tetrasperma FGSC 2508, 721 nucleotides. RefSeq lists its product as uncharacterized. NCBI's taxonomy places the organism in Eukaryota, Fungi, Ascomycota, Sordariomycetes, Sordariales, Sordariaceae. The record is from RefSeq and is a predicted model, not a curated record. The coding region runs from base 1 to 657 and encodes 218 amino acids. Gene Ontology annotation, molecular function: acyltransferase activity, transferring groups other than amino-acyl groups. The transcript has 2 exons.
AUGACCAUCACCCUCCGCCCCGCCACCGAGGCCGACGCCCCUUCCAUCGCCCGCAUCGCCACAGCCGCCUUCGCCGACUCCCUCUCUCCCCUCAUCUUCCCGCGCUCCCAACUGGCCACGGCAACCGUCACCGAAGCCGAUCUGACCGCCGACGAGAUCACAUGGCGCACGUCCAUGUACAUCAAGCGGAUGCGUGAGGGGAAGCCAUGCGUGGUUGCCGUUCAAGUUGACGAAUCCACCGGUGAGGAAAAGGAAAUCCUGGGUUCUGCACACUGGCAAAAGCCGGGUCCUGAGGGACCAGAGGUAUUGGGGGUGGAGGUCAGGCCGGCGACGUAUGACAAGGACAUGUUUGCCAAAGUUGUCGAGAGGUUUACGGCGAAGGACAAGGAGACUUUGGGACCAAGGGGACAUGAAGAUUAUUGGUAUGCAAUCCUGAUCAGUGUCGAUCCCAAGCAGCACAGGAGGGGAAUUGGUAGGAAGUUGCUGAACUGGGGGUUGGAGUACGCGAGGAAGGAGGGAAGGGAUGCGUACUUGACUGCUACCGAUGCCGGAGUGCCGCUUUAUAAGGUUUGCGGGUUUCAGAGCAUGGAGACAUAUGAUUGCUACGGCGUGCCGCUGACGAGCAUGGUUUGGAGGUUGGACAAGAACCAGCAGUGAGUGUUGAAAGGAGCAAUUGCCUUGAAAAUGGCUGGGGAAGAUUCAAGGGAAGGAAGAAGUUAUU